This is a messenger RNA of Diachasma alloeum, 2241 nucleotides long. Its product is annotated as nose resistant to fluoxetine protein 6. Gene Ontology annotation, molecular function: acyltransferase activity, transferring groups other than amino-acyl groups. Lineage: Eukaryota; Metazoa; Arthropoda; Insecta; Hymenoptera; Braconidae. The coding region runs from base 1 to 2157 and encodes 718 amino acids. The record is from RefSeq and is a predicted model, not a curated record. The transcript is spliced from 8 exons.
AUGAAUUACUGGACGGUAAUUGUGUUCUUCUUAUGCAGUGGAUAUGUGCUAAGUGAUGAUAAAAUUUAUCAAGUGGGGUCCUCAUCAAAGGGACGAGAACGAUCGAUCAAAGCCCUCGAGUAUGUCGUGGACGAUGAAGAUAGUUUUCCGAUUGCCUCGAGAGAUGUAGCUCUUUUGGCAGCGACUAUCGAGAGGAUUGAAGGUGACACCUGUCGAGAUCACGCCAGGAUGAUCAUCGAGGGUAUCCAGAACCUAACGACCUGGGCUGUCAAGUUCUAUGAUGCUUCUGCAAAGUUUCCAGAAGGCCUUCUCGCCGGCUCAACCUACGAGCUUGGUAAUUUCGACGAGUGCAUUCAGAUAGGAGAGGGUGACAAUGCACCUCCAGGUCUUGCUGGGAUGUAUUGUCUCGGGGAUGUUGACAUUGAUGUUCCUAAAGACUACGUGAGGAAGACAAACACCAUCUGGGAAAAAUUUCAAAAACCCUCCCAUAGGUAUGAUGAAUCCAUCAAACGAAUGCACUGGGGCAUCUGUGUUCCUGCCUCGUGCAACUCACGGGAUGUGCAAGAGGUCGUCCAGAAGGUUCUCGAUCUCGCUUCCAGUCGAACUCGGGUAACACUCAAUCCGGUAGUUGAUAGCAAACGGUGUUAUAAACGAGAACCACUUCAAGUUGACACUGUUGAUGUCAUAUAUGUUACAAUCAUCCUUGGAAUCACUCUGAUAAUUGCAGUGGGAACAUUAUUCCACGCGAUUCACCUGAAACGUGAUGAAGAGACAAAAGGAUUUCUUCCCCAAGUAUUAGUCUCCUUCUCCCUAAUCUCAAAUAUCAAAAAGUUAUUCGGCCCAGCAAACGAUGACGGAUUGAACCUUGACUGUAUAUCCGGCAUGAAAUUCCUUGCCAUGGGAUUCAUAGUUGCCGGACAUUGCCUUGUAUUCAUUGUCGGUGGGCCUGUCUUAAAUAGCAAUUUUUGGACUGAAGCUGUGACCAAAGUAGAGAAUUCUAUAUUUCUCAAUAAUCCACUUCUAGUUGACACGUUUUUAUUACUCAGUGGUUUUUUAUUUGCUCGAAUUCUCCUGAAAGAAUUGGACAAACGGAGAUCCGUUAACUUUCUUUUUUUAUACAUUCUUCGUUACAUCAGAUUGACACCGGCCUAUUUGGUGAUGCUUGGACUCUAUGUGACAUGGUUACCUAGAUUGGAUUCUGGACCACUUUGGUAUAGGAUGAUUGAAGAGAAGGAAAGAUGUCAAGCGUCCUGGUGGACUAAUAUUCUUUAUGUUAAUAAUUAUGUGAACACUAAUCAGUUAUGCAUGUUCCAAUCAUGGUAUUUAUCAGUUGACACGCAGCUGUUCAUUUUGGCACCGGCAAUAAUUUAUCCUCUAUGGAGGUGGAGAAAAUCCGGUGAAUUAAUACUAGCUGGUGUUACUGCCCUCUCCAUAGCUGUACCUUUCACCGUGACAUUGGUCAAUCGCCUAGACCCAACGCUCAUGGCUUACAGAGAAGAAAUUGAGGACAUCUCUACCAAUGACUUCUUUAGGAAUAGCUACAUCAAGACGCAUAUGAGAGCAAGUGCGUAUUUCUUUGGACUCGUAUAUGGAUACUUCUUAUACAGAAUUCAGGGUGCUGACUAUAAACUCACCAAGACUUACGUAAGAAUCGGUUGGACACUAGCGUCGUUAUCAUUAAUCGCUUCGAUGUUCUCGAUCGGAAUAUUUUAUGGGCCAAGAAAAGAUUACGGAGCUGUAGAUGCAGCUAUCUACUCCGCGAUGCAUCGAGCACUCUGGAGUUUUGGCACCGGAUGGGUCCUUAUAGCUUGCAUCACAGAUAAUUCUGGACCAAUUAGGAAUUUCUUGAAGUGGAGAGCAUUCGUUCCACUCAGUCGAUUGACUUACUCGGCGUAUUUAGUGAAUGGUCUUGUUGAAUUGUACGGCAUUUCUACUACAAGGACACCUCAGUAUUUAGAUAAUUUAAGUUUGGUUGCCAAAGUAUUUUCCCACCUGAUGUUAACCUUCCUCGGUGCCAUUCUGCUCUCCACAAUGUUUGAGUCUCCAAUCUUGGGCUUAGAAAAAGUAUUCCUACGACCAGUACUGAAAAACCUCGAAAAGUCUGACACCUCCAGUCGCAACAGCUCAGAAGAAACCACUAUAAGUGACGCACAAUAAACGAAUUGUGAGGUUAGAUAAUUAAGAAAAACCCCUCAGUACAAUUGUAUAAUUUAUUAGGAAAUAAAAUGUUCACAUUUUUUU